This is a messenger RNA of Laetiporus sulphureus 93-53, 1679 nucleotides long. Its product is annotated as mitogen activated protein kinase. Gene Ontology annotation, molecular function: MAP kinase activity; ATP binding. Bases 324 to 1448 code for a protein of 374 amino acids. The transcript has 13 exons. Gene Ontology annotation, biological process: protein phosphorylation; osmosensory signaling pathway; stress-activated MAPK cascade. The record is from RefSeq and is a predicted model, not a curated record. Gene Ontology annotation, cellular component: cytoplasm; nucleus. NCBI's taxonomy places the organism in Eukaryota, Fungi, Basidiomycota, Agaricomycetes, Polyporales, Laetiporaceae.
UAUCACUUCUCAGCGUCCGAAAUAUUCCGUCAAAAGCGAGAGACUCCUGCGCACGAUUGCCGAUGCAAAACAGAGCAUGCAAACGAUGGAGAGAGAAGCGGGGGUCAAGGAAGAGGAGCACAUGAUCGAAAACGCGAUCGGUGGCGUUCUGAUGCUUACAUAAGCAGACGCGAAGGGGGUCACGUCUCGCGUGCAAUUAGGGCUUGCUUCACUCGUCGUCUGCCUUUUCUCUUCUCGUCCCCCCUCUCGACUCUCCUCACCGUGGCCAGCGUCAACGCCGACGCACGACAAUCCCAACCCCCAUUCUUCCUUCGCCAGCCGACAUGUCCUUUGUCAAGCUCAGCAUAUUCGGCACCUCCUUCGAGGUCACCACUCGAUACGUGGACCUCCAGCCCGUUGGAAUGGGGGCCUUCGGUCUUGUAUGUUCGGCAAAGGACCAGCUCACGGGUUCCUCCGUCGCUAUCAAGAAGAUUAUGAAGCCCUUCAGCACUCCCGUCCUCAGCAAACGCACCUACCGCGAGCUCAAACUCCUAAAGCACAUACAGCACGAGAAUAUAAUCAGCUUGAGCGACGUCUUCAUCUCUCCCCUCGAAGACAUCUAUUUUGUCACCGAACUCCUCGGCACGGACCUUCACCGCUUGCUCACCUCGCGCCCCCUCGAAAAGCAGUUCAUCCAGUACUUCCUGUACCAGAUUCUUCGAGGUCUCAAAUACGUGCAUUCUGCCGGCGUCGUUCAUCGUGAUCUGAAACCCAGCAACAUUCUCAUUAACGAGAACUGCGACCUCAAGAUUUGUGACUUUGGCUUGGCGCGGAUCCAGGACCCUCAGAUGACCGGCUACGUCUCGACGCGGUAUUAUCGCGCCCCCGAGAUCAUGCUCACCUGGCAGAAGUACGACGUUGCGGUCGACAUCUGGAGCGCAGGCUGCAUCUUUGCAGAGAUGCUUGAGGGCAAGCCGCUCUUCCCCGGAAAGGACCACGUGCACCAGUUCUCCAUCAUUACCGAGCUGUUGGGCACGCCCCCGGAAGAUGUCAUCCAGACGAUUGCAAGCGAGAACACUCUCCGGUUCGUGCAGAGCCUACCAAAGCGGGAACGCGUACCCUUUAGCGAGAAGCUCACCUGCAAGGAUCCAGUCGCCAUCGAUCUCCUAGAGAAGAUGCUCGUGUUUGACCCGCGGAAGCGGAUCAAUGCGACCGAAUCGCUCGCACACGAGUACGUCGCGCCGUACCACGACCCGACGGACGAGCCAGAGGCGGCAGAGAAGUUCGACUGGUCGUUCAAUGACGCGGAGCUCCCGGUAGACACGUGGAAGGUCAUGAUGUACAGCGAGAUCCUCGACUUCCACCAGGUAGGCGACUCGCGUCUGAACGACGGCGUGCCCGAGGGCGCGCUCGCGGCACCUGAAGACACAGCGACGGCCAGCACCGCCGUCGCUGCGACAGCAGAAUAGAGUGCCUGCUGCCGCCCGUCGCAUAUGCUUACACCCGUGCCUUGCCAAGCACGGGCCACGCUCCUUGACACACCCUCACGACUGACGUUUUUGCGAUCUACACAUCGCCUGUAUUCCCAUCCACGACGACGUCCGUGCUCUCGCCGUUACCGUACUAUAUCGUAUCCAUAGGCCCGAUUUGUGUAUAAUGCUCUCCCCGGCUGUCCUCGCUCUGCUCUCUUCACGCGGACC